Molecule: messenger RNA, 642 nt
Organism: Cuscuta campestris
Lineage: Eukaryota; Viridiplantae; Streptophyta; Magnoliopsida; Solanales; Convolvulaceae
Source: the annotation of a GenBank genome assembly
CUUCAGCCUAAACUGUUUUAUAAUAUAAUCUUUUUUUAAUUCUUCAGGGCCUUAGUGGUCAACCACUAUCUGGACCAGAUAUAGGAGGGUUUGCUGGCAAUGCAACUCCAAAACUGUUUGGAAGGUGGAUGGGCAUUGGUGCCUUGUUUCCAUUUUCUCGUGGGCAUUCUGAAGCUGACACGACCAAUCAUGAACCUUGGUCCUUCGGAGAAGAGUAGCCAACUUCAACCAGGAUUGUUGGAUCAAGAAGCCUCGAAGGUUGCAGAAACCUUGUGUUUUCCCCAGGUGAGACCUCUUCUUCGCUCCCACUGUAAGUGUGAAGAAGUUUGCCGCCUUGCGUUGAUGAGACGGUAUCAUCUUUUACCACACAUAUAUACUCUCUUUUAUAUGGCACAUACAAGAGGCACUCCUGUGGCUACACCGACUUUUUUUGCUGACUUGAAAGAUCAAGAGUUGAGAAAACUUGAGAACUCGUUCAUGCUAGGAUCCCUUCUUGUACAUGCAAGGUUUAUUCUUUUCUUUCACUUACACGGAGUAUAUUAUAUUGGAAAAGGUUAGCACAUAUGCAUUACACAUCUCUGUGGUUGUACAAAUUAUAAAUAAGAAGGUUAUUAAAUGAGUCAAUAAAGCAAUCUCUCUAUU